Messenger RNA from Aureobasidium subglaciale EXF-2481, 1644 nucleotides. RefSeq lists its product as uncharacterized. NCBI's taxonomy places the organism in Eukaryota, Fungi, Ascomycota, Dothideomycetes, Dothideales, Saccotheciaceae. Gene Ontology annotation, biological process: plasma membrane phospholipid scrambling. The transcript has a single exon. Bases 1 to 1644 code for a protein of 547 amino acids. Gene Ontology annotation, molecular function: phospholipid scramblase activity. The record is from RefSeq and is a predicted model, not a curated record. Gene Ontology annotation, cellular component: plasma membrane.
AUGCUCUCAAGAGUAGCGAGACGCUCCAUAUCCACCUCUAGAGGUCCUCGCGGCCCUCGAGGUAUUCUCAACAAGGGCCGAACGCCAUCUCGAAUCACACCUCGGCCAUCAAGAGCCUCGCCAUUGUCUGCGAACAGCCGCCACCAGUCCUCACAGCAGCCAAAUCAGCAGAACAAUACCAAUCAAGACGCUCAACAGACACCUGACGAGCCCUCCAAAAACGCCCUCGUUGCUUCAGCACUAGCCGAGAAGCAGUCGUCAGAUCUGGUUGCGCCAGUGACCAUUCCAGACGAUCCGAAUGGGGUACUCACUCCAGAUCACCCAGCAUGGGAUCUUCUUAACAACAGCUCCUUGGUCAUACAACGACAGAUAGAAAUGAUGAACGUCUUUCUCGGAUUCGAACAGGCCAACAGAUACGUCAUCAUGAACGGCAAGGGAGAAACAAUCGGAUACAUGGCUGAGCAAGAUCACGGUAUGGGAAGCAUGCUAGGCCGUCAAAUGUUCAAGACUCACCGAAGUUUUACCUGCCACAUCUUUGACAGGAAUGAGAGGGAGAUUUUGCGUAUCCAUCGUCCUUUCUCUUGGAUUUCGUCACGCAUACGUAUCUAUGACCCCACGGCACCUGGAGACUAUACACAAACAGACACACUUCAAGGUACCUCCGUACAAUCAGCCAUCAACCAGGCUUCGGCAGCUCAAGUCUCGCCUCUGCCUCUACAAGAAAUGCGUAUCAUCGGAGAAGCACAACAACAAUGGGCACCCCUCCGCCGCAAAUACAACCUCUUCAACUACCGUUCUCUCGCCCCUGCCUCCAACUCCACACCCGCUCUAACCUCCGGCGAUACCCCUAAUACCUCCACAACAGCCCUCGCCGUCUCCGAGCAGACCUCCGAACAAGCAAUAGAAGCAGGAAUGCAACAAUUCGCUUUCGUAAACGAACCCUUCCUGUCCUGGGACUUCUCCCUAAAAGACGCAGACGACCGUAAAAUCGGCAGUGUAAACCGCAAUUUCGUGGGCUUUGCGAGGGAGAUUUUCACAGACACUGGUGUCUAUGCUUUGCGUAUGGAUUCUGCGGAUGAAGAGGAGCCUAUGGCUAUGACAUUGGAUCAAAGAGCUGUCAUGCUGGCCACGGCAGUUUGUAUUGAUUUUGAUUAUUUCUCGAGGCAUAGUGGAGGCGUUGGUGGCAUGGGAGGUGGAUUUAUGCCACUAUGGUUCCCGGGCAUGGGAGGAGGUGCUGCGGAGGGUGGUGCUGUGGCUGGCGCGGCCGGGGAGGCUGGCGCUGCAGAGGGUGCUAUGGGUGGCGCUAUGGGUGGAGCUGCUAGAGGUGCUGCGGGGACUGAAGGCGCGAUUGCAGCUGGCGGCACUAUGGCUGGAGUGGAAGCUAUGAAUCGUGGCUAUGGUGGUCAGCAGGUCGACGAUGCUAGUCCUCAGGGUCCAGUGGAGCCAUUCCAGAAUGAUGGUGGUGUUGGUCCGUCACAAGGAGAUGCUUGGGGCGAGCAGAAUCCCUGGGGUCAAGCGCCUCAGCAACAGGAUGAUCCUUGGGGUCAGGCACCUCAGCAAAACGAUCCUUGGGGUAAUCAGGGCAGCGGUGAUGGAGGUUCUGGAGGCGAUGGUGGUGGUUUCGACUUUGACGAUUUCUUCUAG